UCCUGGAGCAAUCUCACAGGGUGGCUCCACUUUCCAUUCGCGCUCAAAUACUUUGUUGCCUUCUCUACAGCUGCCAGACCUGCUCCUGCUGCUGCUCAGGGAGAGCAUCUGGAGUGCACCUUGCUGACCACUGAGAAGAUGAUGAGCUCAAGCUACUGGAAUGAGACAAGCAGCAGCAGCUGUGGGACUCAGCAGCUCUCAGAGGUGCUGCAGUGCCAGCCCCAGCAUUACCACUGCUACCAUCAGUCAAGCCAAGCCCAGCAGCCUCCAGAGAAAAAUGUAUUGUAUGAGCGAGUGAGGACCUACAGUGGGCCCAUGAACAAGGUGGUUCAGGCCUUGGACCCCAUCGGCUCACGGGAAGUGCUCUCUCCUCUCAGAAAUGCUUCCUCCUACCAAAAUUUGGUUUGGAGCGACCAUUCCCAGGAACUCCAGUCUCCAAGUCUGAAAAUAUCCACUUGUGCCCCAAGCACUCUGCAUAUAACCCAAAAUACUGAACAGGAACUCCAUUCUCCAACAAUGAAAAUCACUACAUAUCCACAGACCACUAUUAGGAGAUACAUAGUACAAAAUCCUGACCAGGAACCACUGUCUCCAUUCCUAAGAGGAGGCCAUUUCUUCCCAGGAAACAAUGUUAUUUAUGAAAAAACAAUAAGAAAAGUAGAGAAGCUAAAUACGGAUCAGGAAUGCUGUCCUCUGGUUCAGUGCCAUCAUCACAUUAUCCAACAGCCCCAGAUCAUCCACUCUCCACACUGUCAACAAUCUCAUUCUGGCCAGCAAAUUCAAACCAUCACAGGAAGUGAUACAAUAUCUACAAGCACUGGAAAUGAACUGUGCCAUGAUGAAUCAAGCCAUAUACAUGAACAGGUGAUAAUUCAGGAUGAUGGCCCUGAAAAAUUGGACCCCAAAUAUUUUGGAGAGUUACUUGCGGAUCUAAGCCGUAAAAAUACGGAUUUAUACCACUGCUUAUUAGAUCAUUUGCAGAGAAUUGGAGGAAGCAAACAGGACUUUGAUUCUACAGAUGAGUCAGAAGACAUUGAAUCCUUGAUUCCUAAAGGAUUGUCAGAGUUUACAAAACAGCAGAUUCGCUAUAUUCUGCAGAUGAGGAGUAUGUCUGAUAAAUCACUCCGACUAGUGCUGUCCACAUUCAGCAACAUACGGGAGGAGCUUGGACAUCUUCAAAAUGACUUGACAUCAUUGGAAAAUGAUAAGUUAAGACUUGAGAAAGAUUUGGCAUUCAAAGAAACUCAAAUAAAAGAAUAUGAAGAACUCUUGGCAUCAGUGAGAGCAAAUAAUCGUCAGCAGCAGCAAGGACUUCAAGAAUCAACCUCAAAAUGCCAAGCAUUGGAAGAAAACAAUCUCUCUCUUCGACAUACACUAUCAGACAUGGAAUAUAGAUUAAAAGAAUUGGAAUACUGUAAACAUAGUUUAGAGCAAGAAAAUAAAAAUCUUAGAAUGCAGGUUUCUGAGACUUGCACAGGCCCGAUGCUACAGGCUAAAAUGGAUGAAAUUGGCAACCAUUACACGGAGAUGGUAAAAAACUUAAGAAUGGAGAAAGAUAGAGAGAUCUGCAAGCUACGGACUCAAUUAAAUCAGUACCAAAAGGAUGUUUCAAGAAGAGAGGGAAGUUGCAGUGACUUCCAAUUCAAACUUCAUGAACUGACAAGCUUGCUAGAAGAGAAGGAUUCCCUUAUAAAGCGUCAGUCAGAGGAACUCUCGAAGUUGAGACAAGAGAUAUAUUCAUCUCAUAACCAACCCUCCAGUGGUGGAAGGACUACAAUUACCACUAAAAAGUACAGGACACAAUAUCCAAUCCUAGGCCUCCUGUAUGAUGACUAUGAAUAUAUACCACCAGGUAGUGACACACAGACUAUUGUGAUUGAGAAAACAGAAGACAAAUGGACUUGUCCAUGAAUGAAUCUCCAACUCAAAGGGUUUUUUUUGUGUCUGCAGUAGUACUUUCCUUGUUAUCUUACCAUAACUAAAGGCCAUCAAAAUUUUGAAUCAUGCAACUACCUAGCAAAUCUAAUUGGAUGAAUCAGUUCUGCAGAUGACAAUUUCUCCACCUAUUUAUGAACCCUGAAUCCUUCUAUCACGUUCUUGUAUUAAAUAUAGCAACACACUGCUUAUUUAAACUUCAAUUACAGAUAAUGUAGGACAUAAUUCACUUUUUGAAAUAGGGUGCUUCCUAGACACUGAAUUAAUUUGUUGGGGUAGAGAUUUUACAUAUUAUUCAAUUAGACGGUUUUCUCUGAUAUUAGAUGUACGAUUCAGUUAUAAGAAUAAAUAGUUAUCGUCAAAAAAAGACAAAAGACUAUUGAAUUUAAAAAAACAGUUUAGUGCAUGGUAUAUACAGCAUAUUUGCUUUUGUCACAUUGAAACUUGUGACUAAAAGAGAUGCUUCCUUUCAUGCUAUUUAUAUCUCUUAGAGACAUAACUAAAUCAAAGGUGAUGGUUAACUUCAUUUAGUAGGGGAGUGGGAUAAUACAUUUUUAAAUUACUAAAUUCACUAAAUUGCACAUUGUGCUAUUAUGAUUCUAAGCACGUAUUAGAGGCUUGGCAAAUCUGUUCUUUCAAAGCAUAACAUUCCCAAAUGAGCCCACCCACUUCCUUAAAAACAUAUAACACUAUAUUGUAGUAGUGGGUAGAAGGAAGGUGGACUUAUUAAAUAGGGGUAUACAAAAAAUAACAUUGAAAUAUUGUAUAAAGACUUAAGAAAUAAAAAUAGCAACAACAAAUGCUUGAAUUCUGUAUCCUACUUGGGAGGAAGAGAUUUUAUAGUAGAGUGUUUGUGUACUUAGAAGUUGGUUGAUUAAUUGGGUUAUAAUGACCUUACAAAGCAAACAAAAGUAUUUUGCAAAUACAUUAGUAGAUAAGAAUGAAACUUCUUAAUGUCAACACCUCUGCUUUAAAGUUACGAACUAACAAAAAUUAAAAUGUUUGCAUUUGACAAAGUAUAGAUUAAGGCAACAAAUAUAUUUGGGUUACAUGUGAAUGAGGUUUUGCACUGAAAUAUCUCUGCAAAUAUCUAUAUAGAAUUCUGUCAUGCUUUCUAAUUAUACUCUAAUAAUUAUUCAUUAUACUGAGAAACUGUUAAGAUAGGAACAGAUGAGGCACUAUACUAAAUCAAACCAUGAAUGAGAAAAAUGUUUUUAAUAUUCAUAUAAUUUUCAAAAAGGUCUUGAUAUGAAGCUAAAAGCCUUAUUGUAUUAUCUUAAUACUUUGACUAAAAGGUCAAGCUCCUUAUUGUGGAUUGAUAGAAUUCCAAUUCUAUGAAUAUUUUAUGAUAGAAAAUGUUAAUAUUCUUCAUGAACUAUAUAGUCCUUACAGUUUUUCCCCUUGUGGGAACAGGGCAGUUUCUCCUUUUUAACUACUCAUAUAUGUAACUAACAAAACAGUGCCAUGUUAUCUACCCAUUACAUAUGAUAUAAACGGAAGUUUUUAGUAGUGGUGUAAUAGAAAACUGCCACCAUAACUCUUUGAAAAUUAGAACAAGUGUAAUUUCCCCCAAAUACUCUUAAAUAAAAAUAACAAUCCAAAAUAAUAGACCAAAAUUUAGGGCAGUUAAGAAGUCAGCACAUCAUUGGCUCACUUGAUCCAUGCAUAGUGAGUGAAUAGGGUUGUCAUCACAAGGUAUUCAUUGUACUUAACAAAUUUAAAUGUAUGUUUUUCUUUUCCAAUUUGUGACUAAGGUCAAUUUAAAAAAAAGUAGUGAUUUGUCUUUCCUCUCACGUUUCACAUAGUUUAUCUCUAAAAAUUGCAAAGAUGUUUUCAGGUGAGGAAUGACUAUUUCUCUCAUUUCUAUUCCAGUAUGUUUCACUUUAGAUGUUGAAUAAAAUGGAGACUGUACAAUGUAAUGCAA
Molecule: messenger RNA, 3859 nt
Organism: Rhinolophus ferrumequinum (greater horseshoe bat)
Lineage: Eukaryota; Metazoa; Chordata; Mammalia; Chiroptera; Rhinolophidae
Gene: POF1B
Product: POF1B actin binding protein
Exons: 17
Coding region: 139-1911 (590 amino acids)
Biological process (GO): actin filament organization; epithelial cell morphogenesis; bicellular tight junction assembly
Cellular component (GO): bicellular tight junction; adherens junction; actin filament
Molecular function (GO): actin filament binding
Source: RefSeq, a predicted model, not a curated record